CCAACGCCACUUAGAGUUUCUUCGGUUGCGAAGAGGGGGAGGAUUCGCGAACUCCAUGUUUUUUUGAUCAAGCUUUUAACGUUAAGUCGAUAAGAAGUUUGGCAAUUCUGUCUCGUUUCAUUUUAAUAUUUAUAUAUGCAUGUUUUUUUUUCUAAAUCUCCAGACAAGUUUUAGUUAAGCUCUAAUUCGCUGCGUCGUUUUAAAUUUGGCUUGUAGAUUCAGGCUACUUCAGUGUUCAGUUUUUACACUGUUGUAUAUAGAGUGUAGUGCGAUUAGUUGAUUCGAAACGGUUAAGAGAGCCGAACAAUGGCAGACAGCACAGAACCUAACAAUUCAGCGAGCCUUAAGGACAGAUUCAUCACCUACUCGCGGACUAGAAAAGGACGUAUUCUGCUCGCAGAAACUAUCAUCAGCCUGGUGAUUCUCAUCUGCUACUCAGCCUCAAUAUAUUCUGGCUAUGUGACUGUGGCCGCCAUUGAGAUGGUGUUCGCCGGCAUCUUCUUCUUUGUCUUUAUGAUGGAUUGGAACAAGCAGAUGCCAUUCGUCAGCUGGAUCUGGAGUGACUUCUUAAGAGCUGUGGCCGGUUUUGUCCUCUACCUUAUCACCUCUCUCAUCUGUGUGAUCAGUGGAUGGAAAGAUGUGGCCCUUUUAAUUGGUGGGGUAUUCGGCUUGCUGGCUACUGUCUUAUUUGCAUAUGAUACUUACCUCACUUUCGUGGUCCUGAAGAGCAGUCGUCAGCAAUACACAGCUACCACGGUGCCAUAAAUUAAACACCCAUUUGAAAAAACAACAUGGACAAAACAACAGAUGGCAAAACCACAGCUGACGAUGGACACAAAAUGGACAGAGACUGGUGCUUAGAAUAGUAUAUAGUAGUAGUUAGCAGAAUGGAAUGGUUACAAUUAUCCUUAACCUGAAGGGAAUCAUGCCAAACUUUCAGAGAGAUACUCCAUGUAUAUUUAAAUGUUUGAACAAUGUAUGUCUUCACUAGCCUGAAGGCUGCUUCCUGCUGUUGUAGUUUGUAUAGACCUUGUCUCAGUCCCUUUGUUUUAUAUCCAGGCGUAUUAUGUACAGAAUAAUGUAUGACAAGCUCAAUAAUGCACGACAUGGAGUUCCUUAACCCUCUUAUACCACGGUCACAGCACAUUUGGUGUAACAUGGGACAUUAUUUUCACAGUAACGACUUGAAAACUCAUUAAUUAAUACAACUAUAGAAAUACUUUCUUGCUCCAAAGAUAAAACAUUUCCAUAUAUUUUCUUGUAAUGUGAAAUGUCCCCCACAUCUGGAAUUUAAGUAACAUUAAUUAGAAUUCAGGAUUAUAAUCCCAUAUAAAUUUACUUGUGUAAUUUGCCUGGUUGGCACUAUGUGUACAGUUGUAGAAAAUUAAACACCAUUCAAACCAGUCAGGUUCAAGAAUUCAACAAUGCCGUGAUAUAAGUUUUGUUAUUCUGACUCCUGUGCAUAAAAGCAUAUAUUUUGACCAUUUUACAUUGUUUGGUUCGAGAAAGGAUACAAAAUAUUGUACUUAUUGUCUUUUUACUCUACAUUUUUACAGCAACGUACCUUGUCUGUCAGUGGUCUUUUUAUGCACAGAAGAAGAGUUGUGUGUUCUAGAACCUUGUUCAUGUGUUUUUGAAAAUUUUGUUUUUUUGUUUAAAGAUUUAUAAUUCACAUAGAAUACGAUCAAAUUACUGUAGUCUGGAUAAUAACAUGGUUUUGAAAUCCA
Brienomyrus brachyistius is the source of this 1727-nucleotide messenger RNA. RefSeq names its product proteolipid protein 2-like. NCBI's taxonomy places the organism in Eukaryota, Metazoa, Chordata, Actinopteri, Osteoglossiformes, Mormyridae. The record is from RefSeq and is a predicted model, not a curated record. Gene Ontology annotation, cellular component: membrane. The coding region runs from base 307 to 765 and encodes 152 amino acids. The transcript is spliced from 5 exons.